Messenger RNA from Chenopodium quinoa (quinoa), 1133 nucleotides. Its product is annotated as tetraspanin-19. The transcript has 7 exons. Gene Ontology annotation, cellular component: membrane. The coding region runs from base 34 to 798 and encodes 254 amino acids. NCBI's taxonomy places the organism in Eukaryota, Viridiplantae, Streptophyta, Magnoliopsida, Caryophyllales, Amaranthaceae. The record is from RefSeq and is a predicted model, not a curated record.
UUGCACGACGCUUCCACAAUAAUUAGCUGGAGAAUGAGAUUAAAUUCCAACUUUUACCAUUACCUUUCCAGAGUACUUCUCUCUUUCUUUAAUACUUGUAAUAUUCUGAGCUAUUCCAGGCUCAUCCUUGACAUUAAAGAGUUAGGGUUUUCACUAUUCAGAAUCAACGCAAAAGAUAUGGGAAGCUUAAUCAGAAGUUUUUUCCAAUCUUUGAUGAAAAUGUUUAAUGCAAUUGUCGGAAUGGCUGGUAUUGCUAUGGUAAUUUAUAGUCUAUGGAUGAUACGGGUUUGGCAGAAGCAAACGGGUCAAUCUCCGUUCGAUGAUUCGGACUAUCCAGUUCCAUGGUUCAUCUAUACCUUUCUGGGACUUGGGGUUACCUUUUGUGUGAUUACAUGCUCUGGUCAUAUUGCUGCAGAGACUUUGAAUGGGUGUUGCUUAUAUCUAUACAUUAUGUUUAUGUUCUUACUACUUGUGCUGGAAGGUGUUAUAACUGCAGAUGUGUUCCUGAACCGUAAAUGGGAGCAGGACUUCCCAAAAGAUGCAACCGGGAAUUUGCAUGAAUUGAAAGUUUUCAUUGGGCAAAAUUUUGAUUUCUGCAAAUGGAUUGGCUUGUCAAUUCUGGCAGGACAGGGACUAUCAUUUCUUCUUUCUGUGGUGCUAAAAGCUCUGGGCCCACACAGAGAUAGAUAUUAUGAUAGUGAUGAGGAGUCCUAUGCUGCUUCUAGGCGUCCUCUUUUGAGAAACUCUGCUGAUCCAUCUCAUCUUGUUGUUGACCCUCGCUAUGUGCCUAAGAAGUGACAUAAAACAUGUGUUAAAUCAUGUGGAUUAUGGAUUAUUGAAUCUUCAUCGCCAAGAUUUUGUGGAUAGUGUGACUGCUUGUGAAUGUUGCAGAUUUCGUUUAUGUGUUCAAAGGUUUGACCAGAUCAUACUGGAUUAGUGCGUUAUGUUUAUACUGAUGUAUAUGUGUUCAUCCUUUCUCCUCGUUGUAGUUUUGUUAAAUUUGCAUAUAAGUUUUGCUACUGUUACCUCUUUCUCAUAUUGGUUGUGACUGGAGGUUUUGGUAUUUAUUAAGUAUGUUGAAACUGUAGUAUAAGAUUCUCUAGAAAUGUAAAAUUAUGGCCGUUUGCUGUUGA